AUGGCAACGACCAUAGAGACUCGCAGUGGUCGCCUCGCAUCCAUGAACAAAGAAGCCGAGGAACAAUCGGCGGAUGCGAGCGAUCCCAAUCCGGACUCACCGGCGAGCUCACCGCUCAUGCCGCCUGGGGUCCAGGACGACGAGAAGGAUUGUUCCAAAGACACCACCGAAUCGCGUUCGCCCCCGUCGACCGAUGAUGCCAAAUCAGAGCAGAAGUUCGAUCCCGAGCUCGGUUACGUACCUCUUCUGGAGAACGAGUACGUUUUCGUCAAACCGAACUCGCAGAAAGAUCUCCGCCGAAUGGCCUGCGAUUGUACACUGACGAAAGAUGAGAUCUCCCGAGGCAUCAUGGGAUGUGUGGAUGACUGUCUGAAUCGAUUGCUGAUGAUCGAAUGCGGUGCCCGGUGCAGCCUUGGCGACAACUGCGGGAAUCGGAGGUUCCAGAGGAAAGAAUUCGCGAAAGUCGAACGCUUCCAAGCCGAACAGAAAGGCUUCGGGCUACGAGCACAAGAACCCCUACCUGCCGGAAUGUUUGUAAUGGAGUAUGUGGGCGAGGUCCUCUCGCCGACCGAGUUUAAACGUCGAGUGAAGAAAUACGACUCCGCACAACACUUUUAUUUCAUGGCCUUGCGGCCCGAUCAGGUGAUCGACGCGACGUCGAAAGGAAAUCUCUCGCGGCACAUGAAUCACAGUUGCGAUCCGAAUUGUGAGACUCAAAAAUGGACCGUGAACGGUGAUUUACGUGUGGGCUUCUUCACGAAGAGAGCCGUGCGAGCUGGAGAGGAAUUGACGUUCGACUAUCAAUUCGAAGUGUACGGCAAAGAAGCGCAGAAGUGUUACUGUGGCUCGGAAAACUGCCGCGGCGUUAUCGGCCGCCAAGUUGCGCGUCAGAAGAAAGAAGAGCGAAAAUCGCGUAUCGAGGAAGAGAUCGACGAGGAGGAAGUCGACGACCUCGAGGAGGGCGGUCUCAAAAGCCGCAAGGACAUCCUCAACUUGUGUCGUAUCAUGGUGCGCGCCGAGGACGCCGACAUCAAGUGUCGUCUGCUGGACAUCAUCGCCGGUACGGCUCACGCCUGCUUGAAACUGUUCCUGGACUAUCAUGGUUUAACGCUUUUAUGGAGCUGGUUCGUCGACCUGACCGGAUACGAGCUCCGAGAAAAAAUGAUCUCAACUUUGGAUAAACUGCCCGUCACCAAUAAGACCGCUCUCAAGGACUCGAAACUCCUCGGCUCAGUUCACCAGCUGGCCUCAGAUCUCUCCGACGAAUUGGAAGCGCUGCGGAAGACCGAGCAAGACUCGGAGAAAAUUCAACCUCACGAAGAAAUGUACAAAAACGUCUCGCUCCUAUUAGAUAAGUGGAACGCCCUGAAGGAAGUCUAUAGAAUCCCAAAACUAGAGCAACAGAGACGUAAAGAGGACGAGAAAGAAGUCGACAGACGCGAGAAGGAAAUCAAGAAAGCGAAGAAAGACGAACGCAAGGAGAAACCCGAAAAGGAGGAGCGUCGAGAGAAGAGCGACAAGGAUCGAGAGCGAGAGAUUCGUUCGAGGAGACGCUCGCGGGGUCGAAGUCGGUCCCGCAGUCGAUCGCAUUCUCCUCGAGGCCGAAGCAGAAAAAGAUCGCGUUCCCGAUCCCGAUCGAGGAGCCACAGCCGAGAGCGAAGUCGUCGUCACCGCCGAUCGAGGAGAUCGCGGAGCAGGAGCCGCUCCUCGUCAUCCAGCAGUAGUCGAGAGCGCUAUCAUAAGCACCAACAGAAAAUCUCGAAAGAGGAACGGCGACGACUGUUCGCCCUACAGGUUCAGCGGAGUGACGAGAUACGUCUGCGACAAGAGAUGUUGCAGAAGCAGAUCGCUUCGAUGCAGAUGAUGGAAGCUCCGGUGACGCUGACCCCGAUGUUCCGCGAUGAGAACGGCCGCUUUGUCCCAGUGCCUCCCGAACUAUUGAAACAGCUACCGCCUCCGAUGAUGGUGCAGCCCCCGCUCAUGCAGAUGCCCAAUGCUGCCGCAGCCGCCGCCGCUCCCCUGUUACCUGCCCACAUGGGCGGUGCCCCUACCGUGACCAAUUUCGAUGGGGCUCAGACCUACGGUUCGGCAUUCGUCCAAUCUAGAUCUCUAGCUCCUUCGGCGUUGGGUCCGGUCCUGAAUCAGGGUGGGAUUCCGGUCGGCUCGCCGAGUUUGAACGCCCACGUCGUUCCGCCGGGGAUCGCAUCCGUUCCCGCAGCUGCCAUUCCCGCCCACCUCAAUCCGAGCUAUAUAACGCAAACGCCGACGGAUCCCGUGCAGCGGUCGGAGGAAGCCAUUCCCCCGAAGAUGAGGCUGGUGCGACUCGCGAAGUUCUGGAAGGUCGCUAAGACCGAGGAAGGCCAAUUGUAUUUUUACAACAGUAUCACGCGCGACACCUCGUGGGUGCCGCCUGAGGAAUCGCCCGAGGAAUCCGAAAUCAUAAGCGAACCGACAACGAUCGUUGUUCCAACCACCGUGGUGCCAACGCCGACACCGGUGGUCGCCACCGUGAUGCCCCCCUCGAUGUUCGUCGUUGAUGCCGGCGAAGUCGAAGGCGAUCACGAAAGACGUGUCAAAGAGAAUUUCAUGAUGCAAAUCUCUCAGUACAUCGUUAACAUUCUUCAGCCAUACCGUCGGGAAGAUUGCGUUCAAGGUCGAAUUACGACCGAUGAUGAUUUCAAGAAACUCGCCCGCAAAUUAACCCAUUGCAUCCUAAGUAAGGAAUCCCGACAGUGCAAAAACACAGAUAGCCUAGAAGUGAAUGAAACCGUGCGACACAAAACGAGAGAUUUCGUUGUUAAAUACAUGAGGAAAUUCGGUGAGGUGUUUGUUUACAAUAGCAAGAAAGAAUAAUUUAUUUUCGAAACUCGUCUCCAGCAACAAUCUCUCGAAUACUUACGCGUUCCCUUGUGUCAGGUUCCCCGUGUUGUCUCGGGCUCACAAGGAGCGCGAGAAUUCAUUAUAUCCAGGACUCUCAGUACAGCCGAGACGAAGUUCGUUGAAUGUUCUAAAUCAGGAAGGCUGGUCGAUCGAGAGAGCGGAAAUGUCCCUCCACGGAUACCGGUCUUGGGACCUCUGUACUCGGUGGAAUCAUUGACUCCUGGAUUCUCGACGCGAAUCUCUCGUGUCUCGAUGCUAUAUUAUUGUUGACGCUGUUGUUGGCUCACCGCUGUAAUUUCCAUCGAAGUCAUCGUUCAUGAAAGCCGACCAAUCCGAAUUCAUCAUCAUCGAUCAUUUCUACCGAUAGAAUAAUGAUUAUUGUAUCAAUAUUGUAAUAUAAUGCAGUGAGUGUGUACAUAAACGAGACGUGUACAAUUGA
Molecule: messenger RNA, 3319 nt
Organism: Galendromus occidentalis (western predatory mite)
Lineage: Eukaryota; Metazoa; Arthropoda; Arachnida; Mesostigmata; Phytoseiidae
Product: SET domain containing 2
Exons: 3
Coding region: 1-2853 (950 amino acids)
Biological process (GO): regulation of DNA-templated transcription
Cellular component (GO): chromosome; nucleus
Molecular function (GO): protein binding; histone H3K36 methyltransferase activity
Source: RefSeq, a predicted model, not a curated record